CUCUGUCUUGUGAUUCUAAGUACAUGUUUAUGUACAAUCAGCAUUUACUGGUGUGCACAAGAAAAAAACAAAAAAUAUAUAUACAGAUAGAAUAACUUUAACUUCUGCAAAUAGUGCCAGUCUGACCAUUUGACUCAUGCAACUUCUGUUGGUAGUUCUCCUUUCUGAAUCUGACACCUCGGAGAGCUGAAGAGCCAAGCAAUUUUCACAGUUGCAUCCAUGGUUGAACGUUGUCGCUGACCAUCACAAAAUGAGCAUCACGAAGAAGAUUCUGCUCCUUACCCUUUUUCAAGGACUUGUGUGUCAGAGGUGGGAGUUCCCGUCCAGAAUUGAUGGUUUGGUUGGAUCCUGCGUGGAGAUUCCCUGUACAUUCCACCCCGAGAAUCCCGGGACAUCCAGUACUGUUUGGUAUUUAUAUCGAAGGAGAGGAUAUCCUCAGAUUUUUAACAGUCAAGAAAAUUCUUCCGUAUCAAUGGAUUACAGAGGCAGAACCUCGCUAGUACCUGGGAAUAAUAGCUGUUCACUGAUGAUAGACCCUGUGAGAAGAGAGGAUGACAAGUACUAUUACCCAGGGAUAGCAGAAGAUGUGUACAUGAAUGCCUAUUCCCGAAGUAGUACGUAUCUACAGCUCCAUGUCACAGACAAUCCAACCAUGCCGAAAAUGACUGGAAAUAAAGAAAUGGUUGAAGGACGUCCUGAGAAUGUUUCAUGCUCUGUACAGCACACAUGUGGCUCCAAUCCACCUUCUCUGAGGUUCAACAAAGCCGGCCAAUCCAAGAGACGAUGUGAAGAUCUAUCUGGAGGAAAAUGGAGAGAAAUAUUAACAAUCACAUAUAUUCCUUCAUAUGAAGAUGACAAUACGGGAAUUCAGUGCACAGCAACUUAUCAUAACGGGAGAACGACACAAAUGGCGGCACCACUGAGCAUCAGAUAUGCACCAAAAGAAGUGACGGUCAGCUACCCGGAAAAUGAAACGUUUAUGGAGGGCAGUGAUGUGACUUUAACAUGCUCAAGCAAUUCUAACCCUCCCGCACAUACGUAUGAAUGGCGCCUUGGGGAUAGCAAAACUAAAUUACGACUUGAAGAGCGAAUCAGAGUACAGAAUGUCAGCAAAGACACGGAACCCUAUUCUUGUGCUGCAAUAAAUGAUAUUGGGAGAGGAGAAUCGCCACCGACGCAGAUACCUGUACAAUAUCCUGCUACUGGAGUGCAAGUCACUGUGUUUCCAACAGAGGGAGCCACUGAGCUAAAUUGCAGCUUUCUGAGUAGUCACCCCAAUGUGACUCAUUACACCUGGAUCAAGGAUGGAAAUAGCCUAAUAAAUAAAACCAAACAGAUCCUGGUAUUAGACAGCGAUGGUGAAAAUUCUGGCUCAUACUCCUGCAUUGCUCACAACACAGCUGGAAGCUCCACCUCCGCGGAGCUGGAUUUUAAAGAUGCUCCACGAUUAUCAAAACUUACUGAAGAUGGAGAAAUGCUCGAAGGACGUCCUGAGAAUGUUUCAUGCUCCGUAGUGCACACACGGGUCUCCAAUCCACCUUCUCUAGAGUGGAACAAACCCGGCCAAACCGAGAAACGAUCGGAAAAGCUAUCUGGAGGAAAAUGGAGAGAAAUACUAACGAUUACAUAUGUUCCUUCACACGAGGAUGACGAAACACAAAUGGAGUGCACAGCAACUUAUCAUAAUGGAGAAAAAUCGCACAAGGCAACAACGCUCAACAUCCAAUAUCCUGCUACUGGAGUGCAAGUCAUUGUGCUUCCAACAGAGGGAGCCACUGAGCUAAAUUGCAGUUUUGUGAGUAGUCACCCCAAUGUGACUCAUUACACCUGGAUCAAGCAUGGAAAUAGCCUAAUAAAUAAAACUGAACAGAUCCUGGUAUUAGACAGCGAUGGUGAAAAUUCUGGCUCAUACUCCUGCAUUGCUCACAACACAGCUGGAAGCUCCACCUCCGCGGAGCUGGGUUUUAAAGAUAGCAAAGCCAAUUUAAUUCUAAUUCUGAUUCCUGGGAUUUUGGCCGGAGUCAUCCUUUUGAUCCUGAUCGUCUACAUGGUUACAAGAAAUAAAGCACGUCAAACAUCAAUAAGGCACGAGCCCAAGAAUUCACAACUAGACGACACAUAUAUGAAUCUUAUGAAAACAGAGACUCAUCCUGAAGCUGGAGGAAGAGAUUCAACUUCAGAAAAUCUUUAUGAAGACCUUCAGAGAAAAUAAUUAACUCCUUUAUGAGUUACAAGUAAACUGUUCUUUAUUCAUUGGAAAGGAAACAUUUUUACUAUGAGAAAUUUUCUUUCUUUCAUUUUUUUUUUUUUACAAUAGAUAUACUGUAUUUUAUUUGUUUUAUAAAUGUAUUCUAAACACCAAUGAUGAACAUUAAGUUUUUAGUACCCCCCCCACUCUAUUUUAACAUAGGGGCAGAUCCACGUACAGCGGCGCAUUAUUCCGCCGGGCGUAGCGUAUGUA
Messenger RNA from Rana temporaria (common frog), 2461 nucleotides. Its product is annotated as B-cell receptor CD22-like. The record is from RefSeq and is a predicted model, not a curated record. Bases 251 to 2212 code for a protein of 653 amino acids. The transcript is spliced from 12 exons. NCBI's taxonomy places the organism in Eukaryota, Metazoa, Chordata, Amphibia, Anura, Ranidae.